Molecule: messenger RNA, 2122 nt
Organism: Sebastes umbrosus (honeycomb rockfish)
Lineage: Eukaryota; Metazoa; Chordata; Actinopteri; Perciformes; Sebastidae
Product: syndecan-3-like
Exons: 5
Coding region: 82-510 (142 amino acids)
Biological process (GO): cell migration
Cellular component (GO): cell surface; membrane
Source: RefSeq, a predicted model, not a curated record
UCAGCACGGUAGCAGCUCGAGCUUCAACACCUGCUGAGGAGGAAGAGGACAAAAUAACCUGAACACCAGCUCCAGUGAAACAUGAGGAACUCUCUGACGGCCUGUUUGUUUUUAACUUUAUUAUUAAUUAAUUCUGUCAGUGUGUCGUUUCGUGGCCCUCCUGAGGACCUGGAGGCUUCAGGAUCUGAACUGGACAGUUCUGGUUCUGGUUCAGGGGACUUGUCAGAACAAGGUGGAAUGAAAAAGGAUCAGCCCAACAGCAAAGAUGUCCGAAUUAUUACAGCAAACUCAGGAACCAAGAACACUUUCCAUGAUUCUUCGGUCCUGAACUUUGACAAAGACGGCAAAUCAGGAUUCAUCGUUGUGGCAAACAGCAAGAGUUUCCUGGAGAGGAAAGAAAUCUUUGCAGCUGUUGUUGCAGGAGGAGUAGUAGGAGCGGCGCUUGCAAUUGCUCUGGCAGGACUAUUAAUCUACACCUGGCAGAAGAAAGAUAAUGUAGGAUACGUUUAGGGCCAGACGAGGGCUUCAGACUGAGAUUAUCACCGACACAACACGGAAGAAGCUUUUGUUUAAUUUCAAACUUUAACACCAAUGUUUGUGAUCUAAAGUGAUGCUGCCAGGCCAGUGUCUGUGGUCGUGUCUAGAAGGUAACCCACAAAUUGCGAAAACUGUUUUUUCUUGCACUUAAUUCAAAUGCACCUGCAGUUGUUCAUUCAUAAUUUAUUUAUAUUUAUUGAAUUGAAUAAACUUAUUUUACAUUUUAUUUAAAUUUAAAAAAUGGUAAAAAAUAAAAAAUAAAAUAAACAAUAAAUAACAGUGAAUAUAUACAACAGCAACAUAAAUUAACAUUCCAUGUCCAUUUUUUUUUGAUAGAAUAUGUAGAAUUGUCUUUAUUUACUGUCUUUAACAAAGAUUUGAGAAUGCUUUUUUGUACACACUUAGUAGGUAACAUUAGCCCCGUUUCCACUACAGGAACUUUCCCCUGGAACUAUAGGAACCUUUUAAGGAACUCAUUGCAUUUAGACCGCAGGGACCAGGGUUUACAUUAAGUUCCGGGGACAUUUUAUCCCCCAAACAGGCCCUGGUUGGGGGGUAGUACUUCUGAAAGUACAGGAACUUUCAAGGUGGAGUUUGCAGGGAUGAUUGUCGCUGAUUGGUGGAACUUCAACUGUAGCGCUUCAUUCAUAAACAAGGAAAUACUCUAGUAUAGAUUUAGGACCAUUUUAGGAUGAGGGGAGAACAUUUAUCCCUGUUUGAUAACAUUAAAAGUAACGUUAGACUCUGUCGUCGGCCUCCUGACUCGUUAAAAAAAAAGACAGAGAGAAUAAGAGAGAGAGAACGUUAGAAGAAGGAGACAGCAACUAUUUUCUGAUUAUUUCACAGCAGUUUUGUUCUAAAGCACAAAUAAAUAACCAUCGAACACUCAAUAGAUGAUUUACUGUGGAGAAAGACACUUUCAUUUUCCUCCUCUGCCAGCGUGCAUCAGUAAAUACUAUACAAAAUACUAUGUAAAUACUACAUUUAGGUGGAAACCUGGCAGUUGAGGACACUGAUGUUUUGCUGCUAAAGUUUAACUUUCAGUUUUUGCAGUCAGCAGGUGUAUAUAUAUUAUGAUCUUAUUUGACUUGUUGUGUGUACAGUUGAAAGAAGAUGGUCAUAGAUGCAAUAUGUGAUUAAUUAUCAACCAUGUAUAAUACACUUUGCUGCUGUUAUUGUUUUGAAAGUGGCAGCUUUCUGUGCUUCUGUGCACACACUUUUCACUUUUAGCAUCUAAAUUAAAAAAAAUAAGACCUAGAGUCACUUUACGAGAACUGUUUAUACAGAAAAUGCUUGAUAGCUUUUUUUCACAGGUUGUACCAGAAAUACUUGAUCCACUGUUAAAUAGGGAAACCUCAGUGUCAUCCCUCAUUACAGUACAGGUAGCUAAAUAAUCCAUGUGAUAUAAGGUAUGAAUGAAGUAUGUAUCUAUGGGGAAACUCAUUUGAGGGUGUUUAUUAAAUGUAAAUGACAAUGAUUACGUAAUGAUGAUCAGCUGCUACAAUAAUCUCGUCUAGAUAUUUACCAUGAAAUGAUAUUUUUGUAUUACAUAAUUGUUAAUAAAUUUAGAACUUUUAAUCAUCAA